GUUCCGGGUCCUGUGACCGAUCAGGCGGUGUCGCGGGCGCGGCCUCGGGGAAGUUUGGACGGUCGGCGGGGGCCCGGCGCGGGGCCGCAGCUUGUCCGGGAGCAGCCGGCUCGAGCGUGGCCGGGGGCGCUCAUGGCGGGCGGCGGAGCCGGGGAGCCCGGCUGGGGGGCGGCCGCCGCCGCCGUGCCCGAGACCCGCGAAUACCUUUUCAAGGUGCUGGUCAUCGGCGAGCUCGGCGUGGGCAAGACCAGCAUCAUCAAGCGCUACGUGCACCAGCUCUUCUCCCAGCACUACCGGGCCACCAUCGGGGUGGACUUUGCCCUCAAGGUCCUCAACUGGGACAGCGGGACGCUGGUGCGCCUGCAGCUGUGGGACAUCGCGGGGCAGGAGCGGUUUGGCAACAUGACCCGAGUAUACUACAAAGAAGCGGUUGGUGCUUUUGUAGUCUUUGAUAUAUCGAGAGGGUCCACGUUUGAGGCAGUCUUAAAAUGGAAGAGUGAUCUGGAUAGUAAAGUCCAUCUUCCAAAUGGCGGCCCUAUUCCCGUUAUUCUCUUAGCUAACAAAUGUGACCAGAAAAAGGAUGGUGGCCAAAAUCCUUCCCAGAUGGACCAGUUCUGCAAAGAACAUGGCUUCAGUGGAUGGUUUGAAACCUCUGCAAAGGAGAACAUAAACAUAGAUGAAGCAGCCCGGUUCCUAGUGAAGAAUAUUCUUGCAAACCAUCAAAGCUUUCCUAAUGAAGAAACUGAUGUGGACAGAAUUAAACUGGAAAAGGAGACCUUGACAGCAGAGAGCAAAGCCCAGUGUUGCUGACUUGGCUUCGGCUUCUCUCUGGUACUUGUGCUUGCCGAAUGCAGCCUGACUUGAUUUCUCCAUUUGGAGCGAAUUCCUGACAAUGGAUUAAGGUGGCAGAGGUGCUGCUCUGUAAAUAAUAUUGUAAUGGAGUAUAAUGGACUCUUCGCAGGGCUGGGCUUUAAAAUGGCAAUGACUGCACCACUGGGAGCCUAAGGUGACCUUUGGGUGAAGCAGUCCUGCUAGUGGCUCUGCGCUUUAGAAUGAACACAGGCUUCUAAUGUCCUUGCUGCCAUCGUAUUCAAGAUGUUUACAGCCGCCUUUCUAACAUCUCUUAAAAUGACAGUGCUCAGGAGUGGUCACAUUUCCAAGUUGGGGCUUUUAGUGUAAGCACCAGGGUGGUAGUCUCACAUUAAUUGUAUGAGUCUGGUUUUCUGUAUUCCAUCUUCGCUUUUGAGGGAGGCUUUUAGACUGUUAGCCACAGAAGGCUUGAAAUUCCUGUUUAGCAUUUUUUUUUUCUCAGAACUUUAGUACUUUAUAUUCACUUGUUAUCCUUAGAUAUUAUAGUUUGACUAGGUCCAGCUAGUGUGGCAUCUGGUUAUUUCUCUUAAACACAUGAAAAUAUCCUUCCUAAUGACUUGAGAAGCACUCACACCACACUAGAAUUCUAGAUCUGGUUGCCAUCAGUUGGAAACAAUAUAAAUGAAAAUUUCUUCUCUCCCUAGUUCCUUCUCCCUUUUUCCUAUGUGUUUACAUUUCGGAACACGGGCCUGAUUGCUAUGACUGAUGUCAUUCUCUCUAACUGGAGCUAGUCUUUUCAACUCCAUAAUGGUCAUGGUCGAGGAGAGAAUUUAUUUCAAAGCACACACAAUUAAAUCCGAGGUUCUAUAGUAUGAAUUAUGAAAGAAACUGGGAUAUGUGGUUUUAUAUGAAGUUUUGGACAAAAUAACAACGCAUGAGAAACUUAAGUCUGGCUCGCAAUAUUUGUAUUACCAUUAAACCCAAUGAAGAACAGAAUCAAUAUUUUUACUGAAAUUUUUGUUUUGAAUUAAUGUAGUUAUAGAAAGGUAAUAUGGGGUAUACUUUUCUGCCUUAGAAAACUUUGUGUCUGUUCACUGUUGCCUAUUAUUUUUAAGGAACUUAAUGAUAGCAUGUGAAAGGUCCGACUCACCUCUUUCAAAGGAAUUUUUAGGUGUUUUUGACAUAAUCCAAAGAUAGGCAUAGUAUCUGCUAAAGUAACUCUGGACGGGCCUCAUGACUAGGUAAAAAGGGCUUUCUGAGGCAAGAUGGAUGGAGCACACUCCAUCAGCCUCCUGUUUUUAUGGUCCUGUAAGUGACUGGGAGAUUGAAAACUUCCUGGGAGUUACAAGACCAUGGUCAUACCUUUGUAAGUGUUCUAGGUUGUUGCCUAUCCUGUACCCUUUCUUAAAUCUGUGUAAACUUGACGCUGAAUAAAGACUAUUUUGUCUAACAA
Messenger RNA from Rhinolophus ferrumequinum (greater horseshoe bat), 2263 nucleotides. RefSeq names its product RAB32, member RAS oncogene family (gene RAB32). Gene Ontology annotation, cellular component: trans-Golgi network; Golgi apparatus; vesicle. NCBI's taxonomy places the organism in Eukaryota, Metazoa, Chordata, Mammalia, Chiroptera, Rhinolophidae. The record is from RefSeq and is a predicted model, not a curated record. The transcript is spliced from 3 exons. Gene Ontology annotation, molecular function: GTP binding; GTPase activity. The coding region runs from base 133 to 810 and encodes 225 amino acids. Gene Ontology annotation, biological process: vesicle-mediated transport.